This is a messenger RNA of Fusarium odoratissimum NRRL 54006, 303 nucleotides long. RefSeq lists its product as uncharacterized. NCBI's taxonomy places the organism in Eukaryota, Fungi, Ascomycota, Sordariomycetes, Hypocreales, Nectriaceae. The transcript has a single exon. The record is from RefSeq and is a predicted model, not a curated record. Bases 1 to 303 code for a protein of 100 amino acids.
AUGUACUCUUGGCUUUGCUCGUCCUUGAUCUUGGUGCAGUCGCAUUCUGCGGGACAUGUUGCCUUUGGCUUCAUCGUUGAUGAAGCUGUGAGACUUGGUUCUCUGCAUGGUCUGCAUGCUGCGUUGGUCAAGCAUUGGGCGUAUCUGAGCGUGUCAGCAAUGUACAGAAUGAGCCUGAUUGGUAUCAUGGACUUACUCAUCGCUGUUCUUAUCUUUUAUCCUUGUGCAAUCACAUUCGACUGGACAUUUUCCUUGAUUGGCUGUCGUAGGUGUUGGUUCGUUGACGACGAUUAUCCUGACUAG